AUGACGACCCCGGUGCCGAUGGACGGCACCGAAGUCGAGUUCCCGAGCAACAGCGUCGUCUAUCAGCGCGUGAAGCACCGCCUGCCGGCGAAGUCCUUCUUCAAUACCCACUGGUACACUGGCAUCAUCAUUAUUGUGCUGGUGGUGCUUGCCGCUUACAUGGUACUGGCGCUGUGGGUUUGCUACCACUUCGAGUACUCGGAGCAGCGCAAGGCGAAGAAGGUGGUGGCGCACGCGUACGUGACGAACGGCUUCUUCGAUCUGGGCCGCGGUACGACGGGCUUGCGUGCACAGCGGGGUCGUCGCAGCAGCAGCAACAGCAGCGAACGCAGGACGACAGUGCUCAAUGCUCAUCCUUCCGCAUCCCGCGACGAGCGCGAAGAGACUCACAUCUGGCACAGCGGCAGCGACAGCACGACGACGUCGGAGAGCGACGAAUAUGUUGUGUUGCACGUGAACCCGCUUCAGCCGCAGGGCGUGGUGCUGAGAACACGUGCCACCUGA
Molecule: messenger RNA, 504 nt
Organism: Leishmania major strain Friedlin
Lineage: Eukaryota; Euglenozoa; Kinetoplastea; Trypanosomatida; Trypanosomatidae
Exons: 1
Coding region: 1-504 (167 amino acids)
Source: RefSeq, a predicted model, not a curated record